Culicoides brevitarsis is the source of this 1753-nucleotide messenger RNA. RefSeq names its product NADH-ubiquinone oxidoreductase 49 kDa subunit (gene ND-49). Gene Ontology annotation, molecular function: quinone binding; oxidoreductase activity, acting on NAD(P)H; NAD binding. Lineage: Eukaryota; Metazoa; Arthropoda; Insecta; Diptera; Ceratopogonidae. The record is from RefSeq and is a predicted model, not a curated record. Gene Ontology annotation, biological process: mitochondrial electron transport, NADH to ubiquinone. Bases 80 to 1486 code for a protein of 468 amino acids. The transcript has 3 exons.
UUUUAUUCGGCGCAAGACCGACAUCUGUCACAACAUCGAUUUGCGACGAGAAAAUUUUUACUUAUAAAAUCCGAAAAUCAUGGCUUUUUCCGUGUUGAAUGGUCUCGCACGCCAAAGCCAUUCGCUGAAAUUGCCGAAACACGUGCUGGCAAACAUCGGAGCCACGCAUAACGUUGGACAAAAACGCGGCGCUGGCAAAUGGCAAGUCGACACGGAGUUUAUGCAGCAAUUCAGCGGCGCCGUCAUGUAUCCCGAUGAGGUGACGUCAAAAUGGAAGGUGCCUCCGUACCAUGGCAAGAAAUUGAAUCUUGUCGAAAGAACGGUGAAAAAUUUCAAAAUUAACUUUGGACCGCAACAUCCUGCUGCUCACGGUGUCUUGCGUCUCGUGAUGGAAUUGGAUGGCGAAACGGUGGUGCGAUGCGAUCCGCAUAUCGGUUUGUUGCAUCGUGGCACGGAAAAAUUGAUCGAGUACAAGACAUAUACGCAAGCGUUGCCGUAUUUCGAUCGUUUGGAUUACGUCUCAAUGAUGUGCAAUGAGCAAUGUUACUCCUUAGCUGUGGAAAAAUUGCUCGGAAUUGAGGUUCCUGAGCGUGCCAAGUGGAUUCGUGUCUUGAUGGGCGAACUUACGCGUGUCUUGAAUCACAUCAUGUCCAUCGGAACACACGCUUUGGAUGUCGGAGCUCUCACUCCCUUCUUCUGGCUGUUCGAGGAACGCGAAAAAAUGAUGGAAUUCUACGAACGCGUAUCCGGAGCUCGCAUGCACGCUGCCUACGUUCGUCCCGGAGGCGUUUCUCUCGACUUACCGCUCGGUUUGUUAGAUGACAUUUACGAUUGGACUCGCAAAUUCGGACAACGUCUCGACGAAAUCGACGAUUUGCUCACGGGAAAUCGUAUUUGGGUGCAACGUACAGUCGACAUUGGCACCGUUUCUGCCGAAGACGCCUUGAAUUACGGCUUUAGUGGCGUCAUGUUGCGUGGCAGCGGCAUCAAAUGGGAUCUUCGCAAGUCCCAACCUUAUGAUGCCUACGACAAAGUCGAGUUUGACGUUCCCGUUGGCACCAAAGGCGAUUGUUACGACCGUUAUUUGAUCCGUAUGGAGGAGAUGAGACAAUCUCUGCGCAUCAUUGAGCAAUGUUUGAACAAAAUGCCGCCAGGUGAGAUCAAGACAGACGAUGCCAAGGUUACGCCGCCGUCACGCGAAGAGAUGAAAACUUCCAUGGAGGCCCUCAUUCAUCAUUUCAAGCUCUUCACGCAAGGGUAUCAAGUACCUCCUGGAUCCACAUAUACGGCAAUUGAGGCGCCCAAAGGCGAAUUUGGCGUGUAUCUCGUGUCAGAUGGCAGCAGCAAGCCCUACCGUUGCAAGAUCAAGGCUCCCGGAUUCGCGCAUUUGGCGGCACUCGACUUUGUUGGAAAGAAUCACAUGUUGGCUGAUAUCGUGGCGAUUAUCGGUACUCUCGAUAUUGUGUUUGGUGAAGUCGAUCGUUAAGUUUCAGUUUAAAAAAAUGAAAAUCCGUAGAACGUUUAUCCAAACAUUUGUAAAUUUUAUUUUAAUUCAAUAAUAAAAAAAAAGAAAACAUACAAUAAAUACAUAAAUUAGGUUUCUUUUUAAGAGUUUUCGUCCCACAACCCGUAGAAUAAGUUAGUAUUUGAUUCUUUAAAGCUCCUCCGUUUUUUUGUUUUAGUUUUUUUGAUCGAUAGUUUCUUAUAAAAAAUGUCUAUGAAAUUUUUUUUCUACGAAAAUUCAUAAAUUUUU